Molecule: messenger RNA, 1301 nt
Organism: Truncatella angustata
Lineage: Eukaryota; Fungi; Ascomycota; Sordariomycetes; Amphisphaeriales; Sporocadaceae
Product: stress response protein Whi2
Exons: 4
Coding region: 116-895 (259 amino acids)
Cellular component (GO): nucleus
Molecular function (GO): RNA binding
Source: RefSeq, a predicted model, not a curated record
ACCGUCCAUCAAUGCUAUCGGAGGUAAGCUUCGUACUGCCUGAACGUUCACACGGUCUGGGCCGCAGCGGGUCGCUAACAGGCACACAGAUGUUGGUGCAGAUGAGACCAUCACAAUGGACUUGCGGGGCACCCGCUUCGUGCUGUCCCGGGAUGAGCUCCUGACGUUGCCUGAAUUUGUCCUCCUGUCACUCUUCCCCAAUGGGCUAUUCCCAGAAGGCCACAUGGGCGGCUUCGCCGACGGUGACGCGGUUCAAGUUGAUUAUGACCCUGCAUCCCUCCAAUACAUGCUAGACUUCUUCCGCAACGUCGCCCAAUCUAUCCCCACUGAAACUUCCCCUAAUUCCUCUCCCGAUGGAGGAGUUGCGCCGAUUGAUUCUCUCGGAGGAAGAGACGAUACCAGCAAGCGUGCGGGAAUCAUUGUCCUUAGAGAAGAUCUUGAUUUCUACGUCAUCCCACCUCGGGCAGAUAUUGAGCACAAGGAGAUGAUCGAGGUCAAGAGAGCCGCCGCAAGGGCUCUUCUGAGGCAAGACGGCAUCUUCUCCGGGCUCAAGAGGAGUGACGAGCCAGGUACCACCGAAGCCCAUCUGAUUGAGAUGCUCACGGCUGGCGGUUUCAACCACGAUGACAGAUGGGGCCACCGAGCUGGAGAGCCCAACAAAGCUGUCGUAUGCAGUCUUGCUCUCGCCAGGUUACGCAGCGACAUCCGUGGUAACGACAUUGGUAACAAUGCGGUCGGCAUGGCCCAAAAGCUGCUUCUUUUCUGGCGAAAACCAGCCCGCCGUUGCUGGUGGGAAGGAGUCGACCUGGCAGACGUGGAAGGCAUUGAUGGCACAUUGAAGGUCUGGAUUCGCAGAGUGUGGACGCUCGAGAUGAGUGUCAUCGGACUGCGCUGAUGGCUGGGUGGAACGGCGGUAAGGAAAACAUCGUGAUGAUUGCUAUUAAUUUGUUCAGCGGCACAAGAUUCGCCGUCCAGCUCAGGACAGGCUUUGCUUGCGUUUGGGAUUCCCAUUUGUUAAUACUUGAGUUUCGCUUUUGGAGAUACACUAGGCGAACGUUUUAAAUUUCUUGUUUGUCUAUACCAUUUCCUUGUCACGAGAUGCACUUUGCUCUUCGAGAUGUGCACCGACCCAUUACGUACCAAGACGAACUGAAGGCAUAUCGUGGUCUGUGGUAGUCCAAAACAAUGCUCCAGCACCUCCCUUUCCAUGACGACUUUCAAAGAUCAUCGCAGCCACUAAAACGGCCCCGGCGAUGCGGGAUGAUGUACCCCCCACACCCGCCAGUAUCGCAGCUGCACUA